Messenger RNA from Cervus elaphus (red deer), 1670 nucleotides. RefSeq names its product farnesyltransferase, CAAX box, alpha (gene FNTA). Gene Ontology annotation, molecular function: protein farnesyltransferase activity; CAAX-protein geranylgeranyltransferase activity. The transcript is spliced from 9 exons. The record is from RefSeq and is a predicted model, not a curated record. Gene Ontology annotation, cellular component: protein farnesyltransferase complex; cytoplasm; CAAX-protein geranylgeranyltransferase complex. Gene Ontology annotation, biological process: protein farnesylation; protein geranylgeranylation. Bases 33 to 1160 code for a protein of 375 amino acids. Lineage: Eukaryota; Metazoa; Chordata; Mammalia; Artiodactyla; Cervidae.
CCGCCACCUCCUCAGCUCGGGGCAGAGCAGUGAUGGCGGCCGCCGACGGGGUCGGGGAGGCCGCGCAAGGCGGGGAGACUGGUCAGCCGGAGCCGCCGCCGCCGCCCCAGCCGCAUCCUCCUCCGCCGCCUCCCCAGCCGCCGCAGGAAGAGGCGGCGGCGGCGUCCCCUAUGGACGACGGGUUCCUGAGCCUGGACUCGCCCACCUAUGUCCUGUACAGGGACAGAGCAGAAUGGGCUGAUAUAGAUCCAGUGCCACAGAAUGAUGGCCCCAAUCCAGUGGUCCAGAUCAUUUAUAGUGAGAAAUUUCAGGACGUCUAUGAUUAUUUCCGGGCUGUCCUGCAGCGCGACGAGAGAAGUGAGCGGGCUUUUAAAUUAACCAGAGAUGCUAUUGAGUUAAAUGCAGCCAAUUACACAGUGUGGCAUUUCCGGAGAGUUCUCUUAAAGUCCCUUCAGAAGGAUCUACAUGAGGAAAUGAACUACAUCUCGGCAAUAAUUGAGGAGCAGCCCAAAAACUAUCAAGUUUGGCAUCAUAGGCGAGUGCUGGUGGAAUGGCUGAGAGACCCAUCACAGGAACUUGAGUUUAUUGCGGAUAUUCUUACUCAGGAUGCAAAGAAUUACCAUGCCUGGCAACACCGACAGUGGGUUAUUCAGGAAUUUAAACUUUGGGAUAAUGAGCUACAGUAUGUAGACCAACUUCUCAAAGAGGAUGUGAGAAAUAACUCUGUCUGGAACCAAAGAUACUUUGUAAUUUCUAACACUACGGGCUACAAUGAUCGUGCUAUAUUGGAGAGAGAAGUCCAGUACACUCUGGAAAUGAUCAAGCUAGUCCCACAUAAUGAAAGUGCAUGGAAUUAUUUGAAAGGGAUUUUGCAGGAUCGUGGUCUUUCCAAAUAUCCCAAUCUGUUAAAUCAAUUACUUGACUUACAGCCAAGUCACAGCUCUCCCUACCUAAUUGCCUUUCUCGUGGAUAUCUAUGAAGACAUGCUAGAAAACCAAUGUGACAACAAGGAGGACAUUCUUAAUAAAGCAUUAGAGUUAUGUGAAAUCCUAGCUAAAGAAAAGGACACUAUAAGAAAGGAAUAUUGGAGAUAUAUUGGAAGAUCCCUUCAAAGCAAACACAGCACAGAAAGUGACCCACCUACAAACGUACAGCAAUAAUACCAUCUCGACGAACUUGAUGGGAUGCUUUUAUUUUUUUAAGAGACUCUAAUGAAGGAGUUAAAAACUAGAGCGAUCAUUCUCUUUGCCUGUGGUGUAAAACGUACAAUGCACAGGUACUGCUUUUUAACAUGAACUAAGUGUGAUGCUCCUUGGGUGCUGCUGCUAUUCAGACUAGUUCCAAGUAACUUGAUUUUUUUUUAAGCAGAGAAUUUGGGGGCGGGAGAGGAAACAGAAAGUCCAUAAAGGAACUUUUGUAGUCUUAUCAACAUUUACUCUAACCCCUUAGCAUCAACUUCUCCCUAAAUGGUUUGUGUGUCAGGAUUGGCGGCGUUAAUGUUUGCAGGUAUGUAAAGGAUAUAAAGAACUUACCUUCCGGUUCAGAAAGCAGGGGAUGCAGUUGUUAGGUCAGAGCUGCUCCGCCACACUCACAGCAUCGUGCUCUCACUGUAACCAACUAAUGCCAAAAGAAUGGUUUUGUAAUAAAAUUACAGAUGUAUCCCAAAACAA